AUGGCAAACAAUUUAAGCAGUGACCUACACGGUUCAGAUACUUGGCUUCUUCAAUGCUCCUAUAGAGAAACUAAGGAUAAGCAAGUCAAUGAUGAUUUGGAGAAACAUGAAGAGUAUUUUUUGAACUUGGCUAUUAGUCUUCUCUCUGCUUACAAGAAAGCAUUGGGGCCUUCAAUCAGCCGCAUUGGGAAGUUUGUGGAGAACCUGAAGAAUUUGAGUGCUGGGUCAGAGGUAGGAUCAAAUGCAGACAUUAAGGAGACUGAAGUACUAAACCCAAGAAAAAAUCUUGAGGAGGAAUAUCUAGAUUAUGAAACCAAGAUUAUAACAACCUUCAGUGUUGUGGAUAACAUGAAGGAGCAAUUUUAUGUGCAAGAUGGCACAAAUUCGUGGAAGGAUGAUCCUCGUGUUAAAGAGCUCUUUGAUGAUAUUGAAAAAUUGAGACAGGAGUUUGAGUCUAUUGAAAGACCAAAUUUAGAAAUGGAGACUCUAACACCUAAAGCUGACACUCCCGCAAAUGAAAAGUCAACAGGAAGCCCCACCAAUCACUUAAACCCCGAGACAACUGAAAAACCUGUUACAAGAGAGCAUCAUGAGGGUCCUGGAGCCGGGGCAGAACAAAUUCUAGAUGCUGAAGCAGAACUAGCAAAGUUGGAAUCAGAGUUCGGGAAGGUUGGCCCAGACUAUCCGGCAGAUGAAAUUGGAGACUGGGAAUUUGAUGAACUAGAAAGGGAGCUGAGAUCUGGUGAUUCAGCAAACAGCAAGUAGAAAGUGAGAGAUUGGUUUAAUAUGCAAAGCCAAAUGAACAGGUAAGCAUAUGUACAAGAAUGAUACAAUCCUCCUAAUCACCUAAAGAGCUGCAUUUUAGAUCGAUGGCUUUUCACUGUAACUCUUUGAGUGUUAAAUGGUGUUUUAUUUGUUAAUUGUUCUGUAAAUUAUGAAACUGUAUCGUAUAUGAUAAACUGAUAUAACAAAUAAAUGAAAGGCUAAAUAUAUUUUGUCCUCGUAA
Messenger RNA from Carica papaya (papaya), 1006 nucleotides. Lineage: Eukaryota; Viridiplantae; Streptophyta; Magnoliopsida; Brassicales; Caricaceae. The record is from RefSeq and is a predicted model, not a curated record.